AUGCAAACUAUAUUGAAACUUGUGCGCAAACCGCGCAUGGAUGAUUGGUCACCAUUAGCCAAAUUUUAUUAUGCUGAUGAAGCUCUUAAUUCAAUAACACUUGAAUUAGAAUCAUUUGAUGGAAGAAGAGAUCAAGCACGAUGUGAUCAAUUGGUUCAACGUCUUCGCCAAGCACAAGAUCGUCUUAUUCAUAUCAUUUAUGAAAUGAUUGCAAUUAUUUUUCCAAAUGAAUCAGAUCGUGCCAGUCGUGAUUAUCGUGUUAAAUUUCCAGAUGAAAUAAUUCAUGAUUCAUUACCAGGUCAAUUAUGGUUUGGUGCUGAAUGUCUUGCAGCUGGUUCAAAUAUUGUUGAUAGAGAAACAGAAAGUGAACAAAUUCGUCCUAUUGCAAAAACAUUAACAAAACACCUUGAUCAAAUGAGAGAAUUAUUAAAAGAUCAGUCAUUAAGAAAUCCACAUCAAUAUACAGACAAGAUAAAAGCAUCUUUAAAAGUUUUUGACUACCUGUUUGCUGAAUUUGAGUUUCAUUAUGUAAGUGCUAUGGUUCCAGUUAAAAGUGUAAAAGAACACGAUGCACAACUUGAUAUUGCUGUCCUUUUCUCUGAAACAUUAAAUAAAGCAAUGCAAAAAAAAUAUAUUACACAAGAUCAAAUUGAUAUGUUCGAUCCAAAUGUAAUGUUUGCAAUACCUAGACUUGCUAUUGUUUGGGGAUUAUUAUAUUACCCAGAAGGAGCUUUAAAUGUAGAUAGAGAACCUGAAGAAUUAUCUGAAAUGUUUAGACAAUAUUGUCAUUUACUUCUUACAAUGAGAUCACUUUUAAGAGAUAUGAGUCAAGAAGAAUUGAGACAAUUAGAAAUGACACUUGUUACAGGUGAAUGUGUUACAACUACUCCUAAAAGAAAUAAUGAUAAUACUGAAGCAUCAACAUCAAAAAAAUCUACAUAUGAUUGUGAUAAAAAAAAUAAUAUUAAUUUAAAUGAAAAAAAUUGUAGUCUUUCUGGAGAAGAUACAAAAAAUGAUAAUAAAUUAAAUAUUGACUCAGGAUCAAAAAUUAGUCCAAUUUCUACUCAAACUUCAAUUGAUGAUCGUGUUGAAAUUAAUCAUGAUGCAGCUGAUGAUUUAAGUCUUCUUGAAGCUUUUCAUAAUAUGAAUCUUCCUGAAGUUUAUGAAAGAUAUGAAAAAUCUAUACAAAAAAAAUCAAGAAGAAUGUAUAAAGAUAGAAAUGAACUUAUUCAUAGAUUGUUUGUUUGCAUUGCUGGAGUUGCUGAUCAACUUCAAACUAAUUAUUCUCAAGACGUGAGAAAACUUUUAAAAAUGGUUCUACAGCCAAAUGAGAUUGUUCCUGUUUAUGAAGUAAAUGGUAAAACUGCUCGUGUUCCAGAAAAUGAAGAGGAAACAGGAAUUGAAGUACAAGAGGAAACUUUACCUCUAUCAAGUUUUAUUGUCGGGGUUCGUUGGGUACCUGAUGAAGAAUGUGAUCAAUGUACCUCAUGUAAUACUUCUUUCAGUAUUAUAAGAAGAAGACAUCAUUGUAGAAAUUGCGGAAGAAUAUUUUGUUCAUAUUGUUCAUCAAAUAGACUUGCUCUUCCAGAACUUGGUUAUGAUAAAAAAGUUCGUGUUUGUGAUAUGUGUUAUUUUUAUAAAAAUAACCCAACAGUUGAUUCAUCAUUUGCAAAUAUAGCAAGAAAUAUAACUACCAAUACAUUUACUGAAAAUAAUUAUUCAAAUGGAGGAUCCUCAAACACAUCGUCUUCAACUACGGCUACAAUCGUUCGCAAUUGCAAUCAUGAAACUGAGCCUACCUAUACAACUUCAUCAACUUUAGCCUCUAUUCAUGAGCCUUUAGAUGGUAACAAUUCUAUAAGUGCUUAA
Messenger RNA from Strongyloides ratti, 1869 nucleotides. Its product is annotated as Lateral signaling target protein 2 homolog. The coding region runs from base 1 to 1869 and encodes 622 amino acids. The transcript has 3 exons. NCBI's taxonomy places the organism in Eukaryota, Metazoa, Nematoda, Chromadorea, Rhabditida, Strongyloididae. The record is from RefSeq and is a predicted model, not a curated record. Gene Ontology annotation, cellular component: early endosome membrane. Gene Ontology annotation, molecular function: metal ion binding.